CGCGGUGUUGAAUGUUUUAUUUGAGCAGCUGCCUAAUGAAAAACUAACUUUGUCGGUUACUUUUAUCAUAUAUCCCAUGCAUACAGCUUCUGUUAGUUGGCGAUUUUGAAAGUUAAAUCGGAAUUUGUUGGAAAAAAGAUUUAAAAAGUCAGAGCUGGAGAUGGCUUCUGGGGGUUUGGGUUUCACCGAGGGCCUGGGUCAAGACAUCAGUCAGGAGGAUUUGGACUUCUCCGACCUAUUUAUGUAUAAUCCACCUGGAGACGACUUUCCUGUCGGCUGUGGUAAAGAUGACUCAAGUGCUCUCCUUCAGAACAACCAGCCUCCUCUGCUGGUGGUCAACCAUCACGCUGCCUACCUCUCCAGCUCCAACCAGCCAGCCUCAAGCCAGGACCCCUCCUCUCACAGCCCCACCACAGAAAACCUGUCAGGGGCGGUGUUUGAGUCCCUGGGGCUGGCCUCAAGACCAGGGACUAUCCCUUCUCCCAGUCCCAGGAUUGAGAUCACUCCGUCGGGUGACUCUCUCAGCUCUCAAACCCUGGAGCCGAGCCCUGGCACCAAAGCUCUGGGGGGCUACAGGGAGUGUGUGAGUCCUGCCAGCAGUAACUCCUCCACAGGCUGGCCUGCAGAGGCAUACUCUCCUUUGGCUUCACCAUGUGUCUCCCCUUCUAAUCGAGACAGCUGUGGCGUGGGGUUGUCCGGCUUAGACCUCUGUCCAGGCAUCCAGGGAAUCCACACUUCUUCUGCCCACUCCUCUCCAGGAGCCUCGCCUCGCAACAGCAUCACGGAUGAGACCUAUCUCUUGCCCCAGCACCAACGCACCGCCUCAUCACAUCCCCACCAGCGUUCCCGCUCUGCAUCGCCACAUGGAAAGCGAUCCCUUGACCAGACCCACUCCUGUCAGGGAGGCACUCCUGUCAAACAGCGCUCCCGGAGCCCCAGCCCCAUCCCCUCUCCCCAUGAGCAGCAGGGGUCCUACUACCUCCACCAAUUCCAGGUUCAACCUGAGUUCCAGCCCCAAGCUCAGACAUCCACCCCAGGCCUGGAGGAGAUGCUGAACAGCCUCAGCUCCAGUUUACCCAGAGCGAUGCCUUCUGCAGUGGUGCGAGAUGCACAUGGGCAAGCCCAGAAACAGGACUGUGUGUAUGGAGAGGGGUAUGAUGACUGGGCCAUUGAGCAGGAGAGGAUGGGCAGGGUGGGAGCAGAAAUCAAGUCUGAAACCUUCUAUAUGGUUCCAGCUGUGUGGCCUCCUCCUCAUCCAGGCCACCAUAGCGCAUUUAGUGGUCUCUCCGUGGCUCCACUUCCGUCUUUAGAGUGGAUGUUGCCCAGUCAGUCUGGUCAGUACGAGCUUGUUAUCCAGCAGGAGCCAAGAUCUCACCACAGAGCUCAUUAUGAGACUGAGGGCAGCCGAGGAGCUGUGAAGACACCUAACGGAGGGCAUCCGGAAAUUCAGCUCCGCGGGUACCAAGGCACAGCUCCACUGGGACUGCAGGUCUUCAUAGGAACAGCCGACGAGAGGAUCCUUAAACCCCACGCCUUCUAUCAGGUCCACCGCAUCACCGGGAAGACCGUCACCACACCCAGCAUGGAGAGGAUGAUGAAUGGGACCAAAGUGUUGGAGAUCCCUCUGGAGCCAAAGAACCACAUGAGAGUUGUCAUCGACUGUGUAGGAAUCCUGAAGUUGAGAAAUGCCGACAUCGAACUGAGGAACGGCGAGACUGACAUUGGACGAAAAAACACACGUGUGCGUUUGGUGUUUCGUGUCCACAUUCCUCAACCAGGAGGACAGCUUCUGUCUCUUCAAGUUGCCUCUCAUCCUAUUGAAUGCUCCCAGCGCUCAGCUCAGGAGCUCCCUGCAGUCGAGAGGCAGGACCUGGACCGAUGCUCGGUACUUGGUGGUCAACAAAUGGUCCUUACUGGACAGAAUUUCACAUCUGACUCCAAAGUGAUAUUCUCAGAGAAGACACAAGAUGGGCAGCAAAUCUGGGAGGUGGAGGCGACUGUGGACAGAGACAAAACACAAGCUAACAUGCUUUUUGUUGAAGUCCCUCCAUAUCGAAACCGGUCCAUUUCCCAUACAGCCAAAGUCAACUUCUACGUCAUCAACGGGAAGAAGAAACGCAGUCAGCCUCAGCACUUCAUCUACACUCCUCUGACAGCCAUUAAAACGGAACCACUGGAUGAGUUCAAUUCAUACGUCUACUCAGACAAUCAGUCCCUGUCUGGCCUGUCCAUGAAGUCACUCUACCAUCAUCUGGAGCAGGAGAGCAACCUACAAGCCUUGAAUGUUUCUCCAGCAAUGUACCAUCUAACCACCGUAGACCCCAGAGCCCACGUGUUAAUCCCCGAUACACUGGACGACCAACCAGUUUACUACCAGUCUAGAGCCAGCCCUCUGAUCAACAACCCUCUGCUGUACCACACUGCCAACCAACAUUACAGCAACUGUGGUCCCGCCCUCCUCGGUGGCUCCCCGAUGGCUCCACACCCAGCCUCCGCUCCCAUCCAGUGUGUCAGCGCCAGAACCCCUGCGGCCAAACUGGGAGAAGGACCUCAGGUUGGUGACGCCUAUGAGGCCUGUUUGCCAUCAAGACAUCAGGGCUUUGUGCAGACAGCCCUGCCACUGGGAAAGUCACCAACGUCAAGAUACAUCCAAGGUCAAGCUCAAGGGACCGUUGGAAACCGAGUGGAGCCUCUGACGCAGAUCGGCUCUGCUAGAGGAAACCACGAGGAACAAGCUCCAGAGAGAGUCAGUGUCAAACAAGAGAGUCUCCGCUACGCUUAUCUGGAGGAUGUGAACGAUAUCAUAAGAAGAGACAUGAAAGGCCACAAUGGAGAGUGACCCUAGAGCCUGCAGCCCUGAUGUGCAUCUGAAUAAUCAUAAUAUGUAAAAUAUACAAUCUCUCAAAGGAAGUUUGCACUUACGAUAAAAAAAUGAAUUGGUGGCAAACAUUUAUGGCAAACAAUAGAAACUGAUCCUCUGUAGUUCGACUUUGGACUUUUUAGCUUUAGCAAAGAUAGGAGAAAAAAUGUAUCCUCAUACCUUAUACUGUGUAUCUAUUAUGUCUUUAUUUUUACCUGUUUGACCUGUCUUUGUUCAUAUAUUUGUACAAUUGCUCUUUGUAAGCAUGUAUAAAAUAUUUUAUAUUAAAUAA
Molecule: messenger RNA, 3152 nt
Organism: Centropristis striata (black sea bass)
Lineage: Eukaryota; Metazoa; Chordata; Actinopteri; Perciformes; Serranidae
Product: nuclear factor of activated T-cells, cytoplasmic 2-like
Exons: 10
Coding region: 161-2839 (892 amino acids)
Biological process (GO): calcineurin-NFAT signaling cascade; regulation of transcription by RNA polymerase II; cytokine production
Cellular component (GO): transcription regulator complex
Molecular function (GO): RNA polymerase II cis-regulatory region sequence-specific DNA binding; DNA-binding transcription factor activity, RNA polymerase II-specific; transcription factor binding
Source: RefSeq, a predicted model, not a curated record